This is a messenger RNA of Acanthochromis polyacanthus (spiny chromis), 1653 nucleotides long. RefSeq names its product retinol binding protein 7a, cellular (gene rbp7a). Bases 356 to 934 code for a protein of 192 amino acids. NCBI's taxonomy places the organism in Eukaryota, Metazoa, Chordata, Actinopteri, Pomacentridae. The transcript has 4 exons. The record is from RefSeq and is a predicted model, not a curated record. Gene Ontology annotation, cellular component: nucleus; cytosol. Gene Ontology annotation, molecular function: fatty acid binding. Gene Ontology annotation, biological process: fatty acid transport.
CAAAACCAAACAUAACCAAAUGAGUAACAGAGUAGAUAUAUGGAAUUAGGACAUUAGAAGAUCAAUGAAGGUGGACCUAGAGGACUGAGAAUCUGCAAUGUUAUUAUGAGGAGAAGAUGUAAAUUCCAGAGAGAUAUGUUCAAUGAGCGGGUUCUUCCAAUGAGCUAGAGAUAUGGAGUUUCUGGAUUUCCAGCUGAAGGCAUCUUAAUUGAUUGAAAAACCACAGAAACAGCUUUCCUCUAAACAUUAACAUCGUGUUUUUAACACAGUCGAGACGCCUGAGGCACAUUUUGACAGCUGUGUUAGUAAAGUGCACAGAGAGACCAGUCUGACACGUCUGUCUUCCUCCUUCAACAUGUCAGGGUUGUCAAAUGACAGUGAGCAACUUACGGGCACACCUAUCUCUCACACACAGUUUCUCACAAAACACCACUGUCUCAGCCUCUUCUCCAGACUCUGCAUCAGCCCAGCAGGUGGAGGAUCACGGUUUAUCUCUGGAGAAGGAAAGCAGGUGAUCGACAUGCCUGCCAGCCUCUGUGGUACCUGGGACAUGAUCAGCAAUGUCAACUUGGAGGGCUACAUGAUCGCACUGGGUAUCAGCCCUUUCAUGCGGAAGAUUGCCUUGAGGCUGAGGCUGAGGAAGGUGAUUGAGGAGCAGGGGGACCAGUACAUCAUCAAGACCACCAGCAGCUUUCGAAACUACGCAGUCUCCUUUAGAGUGGGCCAGGAGUUUAAGGAGUUCACGCAUGGGCUGGACAACAGACACGUCAAGUCGCUGGUGACAUGGGAGGGAAAUAAACUGGUGUGUGAACAGAUUGGAGAGAAGAAGAACCGAGGCUGGGCUCACUGGAUCGAAGACGACAAGCUUCAUCUGGAGCUGUACUGUGAAGGACAAGUCUGCAAACAGGUCUUCAAAAAGAAUGUAAACGAGUGAAGAGGAAUGAAGGUUGUACUUGUGGAGAAGCAGCUCUGUGAUUGGAGGCUUCAUGUGUUCGAUCCGCCACUGUAAACCCCGAAAAGCUAAACAACACUUAAAGUUCAGGAUGUGGUAUUUUCUCUCUGUAGUGUGACUUCACCACACAGGUCAGGAGAAACUGUAUAAAGUCACACCACUAGAUGGCAUCGCUGCAUUACUUUUGUCAGAUACGGGUCUAUCUGCUGUAUGCAGGCCUCCUAAAAAAUACUGAACAUGAGGGAAGUUCAUGGCUCCUUUCAGCUGGUUGAAAGGAAAUAUGUUUGGUGCUUUUUGCUUCCUUCAUAUCUCUAUUGUCUGGCAGGAUAAACCUGAGAUACCGCAUUAAUGCUUGUGCUGUCCAUCUGACAUUCAUGUGAGCUUUUUUGUAAAAUUCUCAUUCAUGCCUUUUACAUAAAUAUAAGAAAACGUUAGGUGCAGGAUAUUUCGAAUCCAGUUUUUUUCUAUGUGAAUUUUGUGUAAAUAAAAUGCUCCUGAAAGACAUGUGAAGUAAAUUAUUAUUUUCUAUAAAUCUAACUGUAAUUCAAAAUGCUGUACGGAUGUGGUGACAAAAAUCAGAACAAAAUAUCGACAACAUCGCUGCCUUUGUAUUUAUAGUCUGUGCUACGUUACACAUGCUGAACCCAAAAUUUCCAGACUGUUCAUGAAGCCUAAAUGGUAUUCCAUCCACGAUUAAGGUA